AUGGGGCGGCAACAGGAAAAUGAUUGGGUCAAUCUUGAAUUAAUGGGCGGCACUGUUAAAAGGUUGAUUGGGCCGCUGUAUAUAGUGGGCGGUGUAACAAAGAUGCUUAAUCAAAGAUUGGGCCGGAGAUUCGAAGUGUUUUUACAAGGUACAUAUGAAAAGAUGAAUGGAGAUUGUUUGAAAUGCGAAAAAACAGAAGCAGACAGUGUGAAACUCUUGAAGGAUGUGGAGAGUUUGACAUUGGAAAACGAUACUCUGAAGAUCAAGAAGAAGGCUGAUAAUGAACGAAUUUUGGAGUUAUGCUUGAACUAUGAAAAGCUAAAAUCGGAGAAUGAUAAACUUUUAAAAGAUUUAAACAACAUUGAAGAGUUGGUGUUGAAUAUAUCGCAUGUUAUACUGUACAAGAUGGUGUUUGUUCCGUUCACUGGAAUUGAUAACCACUGUCGAAAUGUAACCCUUGGAGCUGGGUUUUUGUCAUCGGAGAGCAUUGAAUCCUAUAAAUGGCUUCUGAAUUCAUUCAUAAAGUCAUUUGGUCGGCAGCCAAAGGUUGUAGUGAUGGACCAAGACCCUGCUAUGAAACAGGCUAUUGAGGAGGUUUUUUCUACCAGUAGACACCGAUUGUGCAUGUGGCACAUAAUGAAAAAAGUGGCAGAUAAGGUUGGACACGAGUUGUGCAAUAACGAUGAGUUUAAAAGGAGGAUGUGCGACAUUGUAUGGAUUGAUUCCAUUGAGCCUGAAGAGUUCGAGAGACAGUGGAAGUUGGUGAUGAUUGAGUUCGGUCUCACAGAAAACAAAUGGAUUCAUGAUAUGUUUUCGAUGAGAAACAUGUGGAUUCCGGCUUUUUACCGGCAUGAGCCCAUGUCUGGUCUCAUGCAAACAACUUCGAGAUUAAGGAGCGAGAAUCAUUUUUUUUGCCAGGUGUCAAAUUCACAACUCACUCUUGUAGAGUUUAUGAAUCAUUUUGACGGUGCAAUGGAUGUCCAAAGGUUUAAUCAUAGAAAGAAUGAUCAUAUUUCAAGAUAUACCGAGCCUGCUGAUUGGAGCGAAACUACUUUGGAAAAUGAUGCUGCUAAGAUCUACACCAGGUCUAUAUUCUUUGAUCAGCAAAUAGAGAUUCAUGGAACAAUUUCCGAAUGUCUGCCAAUGGACACCAAAAUCGAGGGUCCACAGAUCAGGAUAUUGUUGAAAGACUUUAAAGCCCAUGGAGAUGGUUUAUUAGAGAUACUGAAAGGCAAACAACAAUGCAAACAACAAAAGAAGAAGAUGAAGGGCGUCCAGAUUGAAAUAGAUCCCAGAGACAAAGACAACGAGGAGGAAGACGAUGAAGAGGAAUAUGAGUUUGAAGAUUACAGUAGUGAUGAUGGCACUGAAGAAGAAGAUUAG
Messenger RNA from Helianthus annuus (common sunflower), 1383 nucleotides. Its product is annotated as protein FAR-RED ELONGATED HYPOCOTYL 3-like. Lineage: Eukaryota; Viridiplantae; Streptophyta; Magnoliopsida; Asterales; Asteraceae. Gene Ontology annotation, biological process: regulation of DNA-templated transcription. Bases 1 to 1383 code for a protein of 460 amino acids. The record is from RefSeq and is a predicted model, not a curated record. The transcript has 7 exons.